GAAACAGACGGAGAGGAGUUUUGGAGUUAUACCCGGACAGAGAGCUGCAGCACUUUGGAAGAAAAACUGGAUUACUUAUAUCUAACAAAGAACCUCCUCCAGCGCCAUCUGCUGUCCGCCGGUGGGCGGUUCCGCUACACAGCCACGGUCAAGAGGCGGGGCUUAUUGUGCGUUAUGUGGAGGAAGGCAUCCAUGGCGGCGCUGGAGCAGAGCGGAUCCGGUGAGUUUCUCUGAGGGAUACAGGAGAUGUUCCUGCUGUUCCCGGCUGCAAGGGUUCUCCUGUGGUUCUGCAGGGGUUCUGUGUUCUCCCCGGGUUAGUUUCAGCCAGCGCUGACGGCGCGUUAACCCUGGAUCCAAAUCAGUACCGCAGCUCCACCUCAGACGUGUUUACCUGCUCUGUCACAGCUGUUCAGCUCCACAAGGACUCCCUCAUCAUUAGUCUUUCGCAGGAGACACACCUGGGCCCGGGUUCACCCACCUCUCAGAGGAGGAGUGCUGAUCUGAUCCAGGUGCUGACCGUGUGGGAAGCUGUUGUCAUUUGACGGAGUGACUCCUGUUAGUGGACCUGCAGCUGUGGGGGGCCGUGACUGAGGGGAAACCCCUGAAUGAUUCAGGAUGGCUGCUCUGGAACAUGCUGGGGAUUCUUGAUUAGAUUAUAGAUUAUAGCUGUGAGACUCCUGCACGGCACAGAUGCCUCGAUGGAAGGCGGCUGUGCUCCAGCACGCCCGGUGGUCGAGCAGCGUGGCUCAGGGGGCGGUUCUGUGCGUUCUGACGUUCGGGCUGGUUCUGCCGCUGUGCUGCCAUCGCUGCCUCUACUCCUACUACUUCAUCAGAUCUGUGUAUCUGGACUGGAUGAGCGACGUGGCUCUGCAGGAGAGCUACGAGCGAGGACAGCAGGCGCUGCGCUACUGGCAGAACCUCGCCGCCGCCGAGUCCCCGGCCAGUCCACUCUCUAAGAGACCAGAGCUCUUGGUGACCGUGGUUACGGCCCAGAGGACAGAUGGGCGGGACUUCCAUUAUCUGCUCCAGGUGAUGCAUCGGCUUGAUGCCCUGCUGCGGACGUGCGGGGACGCUGAGCCGUGUGCCGAGGUGCUGGUGUGCGACGUUGAAAGCAGCCCCUCCGGAACCGAGGACGCCUCGCUGCUGGAGAAACGCUUCCGGGUGGUCCGGCGCUCUCUAGAGGAGAAAAAGGUCAGUGAGUACUUGAACGUGUUCGAAAAGGAAAAGAGGGAUUACGUCUACUGCCUGCGGAAAGGCUGGGAGUUGCUGAAUCCCAGGAACGUGGUGGUGCUGGAAGACGACGCUCUGCCCAGGAUGGACUUCUUCGCUGUAAUUCGGGACUUGCGGACCCGCCGAUUCGCGCAGAACUCGCUGUACGUGAAGCUGUACCACCCGGAGCGUCUGCAGCGCUACUGGAACCCAGAGCCGUACCGCAUCCUGGAGUGGGUGGGGCUUGGUUUGGUGGGGGCCACAGCAUUGUUGCUGUUUUGCGUGGCCCUGUGUGGCCCCCGGGCACCGUCCCUGUCCCCUGUGGUCCUGCUGUUCCUGGUGCUGUACGUGAUGGCCGUAGUGGAGCUCGGGGGGCGCCACUACUUUCUGGAGCUCCGCCGCAUCUCACCACAGCUUUAUGCUGUUUCCCCGGCAACGGAAUGCUGCACACCCGCCAUGCUGUAUCCCGGCAAUGCCUCCGCCCGCGUCGCCGCCCUGCUGGAGAGAGUCAAGUGCAUCAAAGGCCAUGCCAAAGACAUGGCUCUGUACCAGCUCGCCCGAAACACGCCGGGAGAGAGAGCGCACAGCGUGGAGCCGAACCUCAUCACACACAUCGGAGCGUUCUCCUCCGUCAGACCUAACCACGCCCACCCAAAACUGCUCUGACCGCAGAGUGACCACUGCCUGCACACACCUGAGUUUACUCACCAAAGGGCUUACAGUAGCAUUUUGAGUCAUUUUUAUGAUUUAGUGAUUUUAAAAACAGAGGAAUGUAAAAUCCAGGAGGAGCCUGACUAACAGAGCAGGAUGAGCUGACCUUUAAAUUUGGGUUUUAAUGGCUGAGCUUCUGAGUCAGGGCUGAGCUUCUGAGUCAGGGCUGAGCUUCUGAGUCAGGGCUGAGCUUCUGAAGAUUAAUACCAGUAGUUAUGAUGAUGUGUUUGAUUGGUUUGAUGUAGUACCUUCUACCUUCACUCUAAGGUGGCAGAGCGAAGCGUCUCGGCUGCAGCAGUUUAGUUCUGUUUUUCUACACUUUUCUAGUCCUUUCAGUCUUUUUUGUGCUUCAUCUCCGACUGUUUUUAUGCUCAGAUGAGUGAAAUAACGAAGGUGUUGGGCUGGUUGACCUCCUGGAACGUCGGACUCUGAGAGAAAACGUUCCUCCUGUCUCCAUGAGCAGUAAAGUGCCUCGUCCUGGGGGGCACGAGGGGGCCGCAGUGUGAUUAUAUCAGCUGGUUCGCUGCAGCUGUAGCUCUGUCCUUUACUGCCACCUGCUGGACACCAGGCAGAAGAUGUUUACAUGUGGACAGAGUGGAGGGAACAGCUCCACACAGUUUGAGGCACUUCCUGUUCACUUCUAGCAAAAGGAGCUUUAAUUUAGAAACCAAAGCACAGUAGCUUCAACUUUCCGCUUCUCAGAGGGAAAAUCCACUACAUUUCAAAAUUCACUCCUAACUAAAUGGUUAAGAUGUAAUCAGAGUGGUUUGGUGUGAAACGCUCCAUUCUAGAUAAUCUUACCGAGUCAGAA
Colossoma macropomum (tambaqui) is the source of this 2731-nucleotide messenger RNA. RefSeq names its product post-GPI attachment to proteins GalNAc transferase 4 (gene pgap4). The record is from RefSeq and is a predicted model, not a curated record. The transcript is spliced from 4 exons. Lineage: Eukaryota; Metazoa; Chordata; Actinopteri; Characiformes; Serrasalmidae. Gene Ontology annotation, biological process: GPI anchor biosynthetic process. Gene Ontology annotation, cellular component: Golgi membrane. Gene Ontology annotation, molecular function: glycosyltransferase activity. Bases 691 to 1875 code for a protein of 394 amino acids.